CCUCAUCAUGAACCAGCGGCACUGGUGCGGGUUGACGGCCAAGCUGGGCACCUUCCUGGCGGGCAUCUUCACCAUCCUGGUCAUUGACAUGUACCUCAUCUUCGAGAGGAGGCACAUGGAGGGGAGCACCAAUUGCUCCUCCCACGUCCAUGAGGAAAGCCACACCAUCAACCACUGGAUGAUCUGCCGGAGCUUCAGCCUCUCCGUCUUCCUGGCCAUCAUCACCGUCUUCAUCUGCUGCUUCCUCCUCUACUCGGUGUUUGCUCAGUUCUACAUCGGGAUGGUCACCUACGUCAUCUGGAUCGUCUUCUACGAGGCCUCCAACUUGCUGCUCCAGAUCCUGACCAACAGGCCCGGGGGCAACACGCUGAUCGAGGAGAUGGCGCGGCCCCACUGGUGCGGGCUGAGCCCCAAGACGGGCUCCAUCCUGGCGAGCAUCUUCACCAUCCUCAUCACGAUCGAGUUCCUCAUCCUGGACCUGAGCCAGGUCACCGAGUUCGGCGAGCUCCACCUCUACAGUAAGGCUUCCAAGAUCACCACGUGGGCCAUCAAUCACCGAAACAGCAUCAUCAUCUUCCUCUCCAUCAUCACCAUCCUCGCCAGCUGCUUCCUCUUCUACUCCGUGCACAAGCAGUUCUACCUGGGCCUGGCCAGUUACACCAUCUGGAUCAUCCUCUACGAGCUGGUCAGCUUCCUCUACCUGCUGCUCACCAGCAAGUUCGUCCUUCGGCCUUUCCAGCAAAUGCAGCACGUGCGUUGGGUCCACCUCAUCUCCCGGGCGGGCUUUCACGCCUUCUGGCUCUCCUUCGUCGUCACCCACAGCUACGGCCUCUACAAGGGGCAGGCCGUCGGGGCCUCCAGCCAGGCCUCCCACUCCAGGCGAUUGUCCAGCUGCUCCAAUGAAUCCUCCCACCUUGUCCCCGUGGGGCGGAGGCACUUGUGAGA
Tachyglossus aculeatus (Australian echidna) is the source of this 945-nucleotide messenger RNA. RefSeq names its product transmembrane protein 217 (gene TMEM217). The transcript is spliced from 2 exons. The coding region runs from base 8 to 943 and encodes 311 amino acids. Lineage: Eukaryota; Metazoa; Chordata; Mammalia; Monotremata; Tachyglossidae. The record is from RefSeq and is a predicted model, not a curated record.